Messenger RNA from Didymella exigua CBS 183.55, 2043 nucleotides. RefSeq names its product ferric reductase. Bases 1 to 2043 code for a protein of 680 amino acids. The record is from RefSeq and is a predicted model, not a curated record. Gene Ontology annotation, biological process: intracellular iron ion homeostasis; iron ion transport; copper ion import. Gene Ontology annotation, molecular function: ferric-chelate reductase activity. NCBI's taxonomy places the organism in Eukaryota, Fungi, Ascomycota, Dothideomycetes, Pleosporales, Didymellaceae. Gene Ontology annotation, cellular component: plasma membrane. The transcript has 2 exons.
AUGGCCAACACCCUGAAGAUGUUGACAGCGCGUCAACACAUUCAGAACAUCAGCGCCGCCUCGGAGGUGCAACCGCACUGGGGGUAUGCGGACCGCGUGAUACCUUGCGUCAACGAUGCCGGGUCCUGCAAGUACCUCGACGUUGUGUAUGCUGCCCACGACAUUGGCAUGUACUACACCGGCAUCAUCUGGGCAACGAUCGGUGGAGUCCUCAUCGUUUGGGCCAUUGGACGACACUUCAUGCGCGCACACCCAUCAGGCGUUGUGCUUCCAGCAGAAUUGGCAGGAGAAGGCGUGAACAAGAGGAGGAACGCUCUUCAGAGAUUUGCAACAGCAGCUCCAUCGUAUGCUCGUUCAUACCUCCUUCCGGAUGCCAACAGAUUCAUCUUUGGCCGCGUCACACGUACCCAGGUCCUAACUCUUGUAGUCCUUGUGGGCUAUCUUACCAUCUGGUCCUUUGUUGGUAUCGUCUACGACACAUGGAUCACUCCAGUAAAGAACAUGGCCGGCACCUACAACACUCGGACAAGUCUGGGACCAUGGUCUGAUCGCGUGGGUGUCAUUGCUUAUGCUCUGACUCCACUCUCCAUCAUGCUAUCCAGCCGAGAGUCAAUCCUUUCUUUGGUCACUGGACUGCCUUACCAGAGCUUCAACUUCCUCCACCGCUGGUUGGGAUAUCUCAUUUUUGCUCAGUCCGCCCUGCACACCAUUGGAUGGUCCAUCAUUGAGAUCAGACUUUACCAGCCCCAGCCUUCUGUUGGACUCAAGUGGAUCCGCCAAUUGUAUAUGAUAUGGGGCCUAGUCGCUAUGAUCCUUCUCACAUUCCUUGUGAUCUUAUCUACGCCAUGGGGCAUUCGCAUGACAGGUUAUGAGGCUUUCCGUAAGCUCCACUAUGUCUUGGCUAUGGUGUACAUCGGCGCAUGCUGGGGUCACUGGGAGCAGCUGAAGGUUUUCCUCAUUCCUGGUCUGGUUGUGUGGAUCAUUGACCGCGCUAUCCGCCUCGGUAGGACCGCUCUUCUGCACUACAACUUCCUUCCCUCGGGUCACAUGGGUUUCCGCGCCGCACCGGCAGACAUCACCUUCUUUAAGGACGAUGUCAACGGCGACGUUGUCCGUUUGGAUUUUGAUCACCCUCAGGAUUCCUGGUCCGUUGGCCAGCACUUCUAUCUCAUGUUUCCCGAGUCCAGCAUCUGGCAAGCGCAUCCCUUCACCCCGCUCAGCCUUCCCGUCUUCGGCGCUGACACCCAGCGCCACUCUUACAUCUUCCGCGCGAAGAAGGGCGAGACUCGUAAGAUUGCUGAGCUCUCCGCCAAACGUAUUGCACGCGCUGCCGAUCCUCAAGAAGCUAGCGAAAGCCUUGUGGGAAAUGCUCGCCUUUCUGUCGUCCUGCAAGGCCCAUAUGGCGAGCAGACCAUGCGCGACCUCUCUUCUGAUUCAAACAUCCUUUGUAUCGCCGGCGGUACCGGCAUUACAUAUGUUCUUCCCGUCCUCCUCAACAUCGCCUCUCGUCCUCAGAACCGCGAUCGCAAACUCUCCCUCGUCUGGGUCAUCCGCCACCGCGGCGACAUCGACUGGGUCGCGCCAGAGCUUGCGAUUCUGAAGCGAAAGUGCCGGAACCUGAGGACCGGCAUCCACAUCUAUGUCACUCGCGCAGCUGAAGACCACUACCACGAGCCAAACGUACCUACAGCUGCCGAGAAGGUCACCGCGACUGACUGCUCGCCGGAGAAGGAGAUCCAGACUAUUUCGAACUCAACGGACUCUUCGGCUGCCUCCGUCUCGUCCGCACUUUCCGUUCACGGUGUAUCAAAGUCAGAGCUAAACCUGGAUCACAUUCAGGCGCGCCCUAACUUGAGGCUCACGGUUGACGACUUUGUUGCUUCUACAGUACGAGGGCGCACUGACGUCUUUGCAUCCGGACCCGGCGGCAUGAUCAGUGAUCUGCGCACCAUCAUUGCUGGAGUGAACAAGGGUGGUGAGGUCUGGAAGGGCGAGGAGAGGUGGGAUGUCAGGUUGACAUGCGACGAUAGACUGGAGUGGUAG